Molecule: messenger RNA, 1625 nt
Organism: Zeugodacus cucurbitae (melon fly)
Lineage: Eukaryota; Metazoa; Arthropoda; Insecta; Diptera; Tephritidae
Product: peptidoglycan recognition protein 1
Exons: 5
Coding region: 453-1421 (322 amino acids)
Biological process (GO): peptidoglycan catabolic process
Molecular function (GO): zinc ion binding; N-acetylmuramoyl-L-alanine amidase activity
Source: RefSeq, a predicted model, not a curated record
CGCUUGUCCGCCAACGCGAUCGUCUCAAACUCAUUAAAGCUGCGCUCAGCAACAGUGUCACAGAGUGCAAUUGCUCCCGAAAAGUGUGGACCAGACAGCCGCGUGCCGUUUCAAAUACGAGUAUUUAUAAAUAAAAAACAUUUCUGCUAACCUAUAUAAACAAAAAAAUCCGUGUUAAAACAAAAAAUCGCUGAUGAGUGCUCAUUCGCUUGUUAAAAUAAUGAAAAACUUCACAACAAUUGGUUUCGCGGAUCAGAAUUUGCUGGUUGACGUCUGACAGCAACAAUAACAUACAACAAAUUUCAACAAUAAUAAUCAAUACAAUUAUUUGCCUCUGUGCAGCCUUCAAAAGCUAGUGGAGGGCAAGAAAGUGCAAAUAAUAUAAUAAUUUAGUUGAGGAAACAAAGUUUCAAAGCUUUGUGGAAAGGCGGUACAAGUUCUGCGCUUACAUUAUGGAAGGUGGCGUACGUGCAAGCGAUCGACUGGUGAUGCCAUGGGGUUCAUUUUAUGCGCCCAUCUCGCGUCCAUCUCCCGGUACACAGGUGUCGGUCAAAUCAUCGUUGAUCACAAUGGAUGCGAACGAGCGGACGCCACUGUUGAAGAAAGGUCAAAGUUAUGGUGGCACUACGACGGCGACAGCAGCAGCAGCAGCGGCGGCGGCGGCGACUUUGAGUGAUGGCUACGCCAGCGAGAGUGGCGCAGACAGCAGCUAUGGCAGCGAAAAUGAUAGCUCGAGUGUUAAAGGAGAUUAUGCUGGUCGCGCGAAUGCUGGCAUGGGAAAAUAUAGAACGCAUUGCUGUGCAUAUUUGCAAGUUAUGACAUUUGUUUUGAUUCUAGCCGGUGGUUGUGUUAUCGCCACUUAUCUCUUGAUUGCUGAAUCGCGUAUACCGGCUAUGCAAUUCUCGUUGGAUCUGGUGCAUCGUGACAUAUGGAGUAAUGUUUCCGUGCCACUGGCAGACUUCCUCAACUAUACCAACGUGAUAAAUAUUGUGAUAAUGCAUACGGGUGGAGCUGGCUGUGAGAAAUUUGACAAAUGUCUGCAAGUUUUACGGGAGUUACAGAAACAGUACCAAAAGCAGCUGGGCAAUGCGCAAGAGGUGCCGUUCAACUUCCUGAUCGGCGGCGAUCGUCAGACCUACGAGGCACGCGGUUGGAACUACGAAAGCGGUCUGAAUUGGGUGGCAAGAAAUGCAACGCUGGUGAUCGCUUUCAUAGGCAACUACACAACGCUGGCGCCCAGCGCUUUACAGCUGCGCUCAACGCUAUCGCUCAUUGCGGAAUCGGUGCGGCAAAAGAAGCUGCAGCGUCAGUACAAAAUUUACGGCUUGCAAAAUUUAACGAACAGCGAAGAUGAUGGUAAAGCGCUCUUCAGCGCUAUUAGUCAGUGGACUCAGUUCGAAGGGCUGAUACAGGUGCUCUGAGCUUGGCAUAAAUUGCGUCAGUAGUAUUUUUAAGUUUUUCCUUCGAAAAUAAUUAAAAACAAAUGAAUUAACUAUUUAAAAAGUAAGCGAAAGAUUUAUUUAGUCAUUACGCAGUUACAUGGAAGCACGAAGCAUUGUAUUGUAUUAAAAGUACAUAUUAGACUACACACUCGUAUAAAUAUAUGUAUCUAUGUAUAAAUCAUA